AAAAACCCCAAAACCCUCUUGAAUUCCUCUAACAACAUACAAAUCUCCCUUCUCCACUCUCCAAUUUGAAUCAAAACCAACCGGAUAUGACCAAAACUAGCUGUGUUCUUGCUUGGACAUCGCCGACGUGAUGAUCAUCAACCAUUGUGGCGCUGCCAUGGCCGCCAAGCCUGCAUGGCUUCAGGCCCUCAUGGCCGAGACCUUCUUUGGCACUUGUUUGCUUCAUGAAAACCGCCGGAAGUCCGAGAAGAAUGUGUUUUGUUUGCAUUGUUGUCUUAGUAUUUGUCCUCACUGCCUCUCUUCUCACCGUGCUCAUCCUCUUCUUCAGGUUAGACGAUACGUUUACCACGACGUAAUUCGAUUGGGCGAUCUCGAAAAGCUCAUAGACUGUUCCCAUAUUCAGCCCUACACCAUAAACGGAGCCAAAGUUAUAUUCUUGAAUUACAGGCCACAAUCAAGGCCAUGCAAACAAGGCUCAUCAAACGCUUGCUUCACCUGCGACAGAAUUCUCCAAGAACCCUUCCAUUUUUGCUCUCUUUCUUGCAAAGUGGAUCACAUGGUGUUCCAAGGCCAAGAUUUAUGCGAGAUUCUCCACAGGUUCGACGAGUCCGAUUUCUCUUACUCCCAAUUCGAAUCCCUUCGAAUGGACGGACUAGAGGGUAUCGACGACGACGCCGCCGCUGCCGCCGCCGGCGGCUGCGGCGGCACACCGAAUUCCAUGGUGGAAGAACCACCGCAGUUCAACAAAGCCUCGUCUUGCUCGGAGGGUACUCAUAUCUUUAAAAGAAAGAACAAAGGCACUGAUUUUCUUCCCGCCGGCAUCGUUUUGUCGCUCAGUAGUAGAAGGAAGGGCGCCCCUCAAAGGGCGCCGCUUUCUUGAGGGCGGAAUUUGGUGUUUUUAUUAAUGAACAAUUUUUGAAAAUGAAAUGAAUAAUUUGUUGUCGGCGGCGUUUGGGUUUUCCGGUAAGGGUUUGGCAAGUGAAUUACACGGCGGUGGGCGGUGGGUGGUGGUGA
Cucurbita pepo subsp. pepo (vegetable marrow) is the source of this 1014-nucleotide messenger RNA. RefSeq names its product protein RGF1 INDUCIBLE TRANSCRIPTION FACTOR 1. The record is from RefSeq and is a predicted model, not a curated record. Lineage: Eukaryota; Viridiplantae; Streptophyta; Magnoliopsida; Cucurbitales; Cucurbitaceae.